Messenger RNA from Leptopilina boulardi, 7515 nucleotides. RefSeq names its product vesicular acetylcholine transporter (gene VAChT). The record is from RefSeq and is a predicted model, not a curated record. Gene Ontology annotation, cellular component: AP-2 adaptor complex; terminal bouton; AP-1 adaptor complex. Gene Ontology annotation, molecular function: acetylcholine transmembrane transporter activity. Bases 272 to 2026 code for a protein of 584 amino acids. The transcript has 2 exons. Gene Ontology annotation, biological process: transmembrane transport; chemical synaptic transmission. Lineage: Eukaryota; Metazoa; Arthropoda; Insecta; Hymenoptera; Figitidae.
CUAAAGAGUCGGCGAACGACUCGAAAGAAGAAGAAGGGCCGGACGUAGCCGCCACUUUGAGUGGUUUGCUAUCCGGACUUCCGACCCUCGCGGGUCCCCAACGCUUCGCCAAUUCCCUCCGGCAAAAAUUUGCCACCAAUUCCGGUUACCCCUGGCCCGGCCUGAUUGCUCCAGGAGCACGAGAUGAUAUUGCUUAACUCAUAUUAAUCAAGAAGGUAUCUUGAUUUUAAUCUGAUUAAAAAAAAAAAAAAAAAAUACCUAAAUCAACAAAAUGGAUACCAAUAUUCCUUUGAUCAACAUCAGCGUUAGGGAGCUGAAGGAGAUGAUUUUCGAGAAACUCGAAGAGCCUAAAGCUCAACGGAAAUUGAUCCUUGUGAUUGUUUGCAUAGCGCUACUUUUGGACAACAUGCUCUAUAUGGUGAUUGUGCCUAUAAUCCCGGAUUAUUUAAAGUAUAUCGGUGCCUUUGGAGAUGACAGUGAUUAUGCGAAUUCGACGACACCACAAGAACAUCACGGUCAGGAUAGAGCAACAGGUGUAUUAUUUGCUUCAAAAGCAAUAGUUCAACUCAUGGUGAAUCCCUUCUCUGGUGCUCUUAUCGAUAAGAUCGGUUACGAUUUGCCCAUGUUGGUUGGAUUAACAAUUUUAUUCCUUUCAACGGCACUCUUCACCUGCGGUCGUAGCUAUGGUGUUCUCUUUUUCGCUAGGAGUCUUCAGGGUGUUGGCUCUGCGUUCGCUGACACUGCCGGUCUUGCAAUGAUCGCUGAUCGAUUCACCGAGGAAGCUGAGAGAACAAAAGCACUUGGCAUUGCUUUGGCUUUCAUCAGUUUUGGUUGUUUGGUAGCACCACCGUUUGGUGGUUCAUUGUAUCAAUUUGCAGGCAAGGAAGUACCGUUUCUAAUUCUUGCUUUUGUAAGUCUCGCCGAUGGAAUGAUGUUGCUAUUGGUGAUGAAACCAAUCAAGGAACAAAUCAUCAAUAGUCAUCGUGAUAAACCACCGAGUAUUCCUAUUUGGAGACUUCUUUUGGAUCCGUAUAUUGCAGUUUGCGCGGGAGCGUUAAUGAUGUCAAAUGUGGCGCUCGCUUUUCUUGAACCAACAAUAUCGCUUUGGAUGACGGAUCACAUUACCCAUGACAAUUGGAAAAUGGGAAUGAUUUGGUUACCGGCUUUUGUUCCACAUGUCAUUGGUGUUAUGAUCACUGUCAAAAUGGCUAAACAAUAUCCCCAGCAUCAGUGGUUGAUGGCAGCUGGUGGUUUAGCACUCGAGGGACUUUGCUGCUUUAUUAUUCCCUUUUCUACAUCCUAUAAAAUGCUAAUGAUUCCAUUGUGUGGCAUAUGUUUUGGAAUUGCCCUCAUUGACACGGCACUUUUACCAACACUUGGCUAUCUUGUGGACGUGCGAUACGUCUCGGUGUACGGAAGUAUUUACGCAAUUGCUGAUAUUUCGUACAGUGUUGCCUAUGCUGUGGGUCCAAUUAUUGCCGGUGGUGUUGUCGAAGCUAUUGGAUUUACGGCACUUAAUUUCUUCAUUGCUUUCACUAAUCUUGCUUAUGCGCCGGUUCUUUAUAAUCUAAAGCACAUCUAUGACUUCAAACCCUUCCAGGAUGAGGCGAAUGUUCUUAUGCAAGAUCCACCUGACAAGGAAUAUCAAACGUAUGCAUUGCAGGAGCAAAGGCCAAUUACAGGUGAGGUGGGUAAUCAUUUGACGCAAGGUCGAAUGGAGACGAACAUUGAUCAGGAUCCAAAUUAUCAGAGUACACAAUAUAAUCAAACUGGAUAUGGUCAGGAUUAUCAGAGCGGUUAUAGUCAACAAUCUGGACAGGGUUAUGUUUAUGAACAGCAACAACAACAAUCAUCAGGAUAUGAUGAAUCUGCGAGUUAUGGAGGGCAGAGAGGAUACGACCAAUCCCAACAGAGAGGACAACAACAACAACAACCUGAAGUUAAUCCAUUUAGGAAAGCACAGGAACCAGAUUCGAGGCCAGCUGGUGGUGACAGUAAUCCAUUCAGAGCUGGAAUGUUCCAGUAAACACAAACAAAAAUUUACAAUAGCUGACUAUAAAAAAAAAGUGAGCAAAUGAGUCUUCUUAUAGACCAUUUCCGACUGUUGAAAAAAAAAAAUUAUUAUUAUUAUUCGCUGAAGGAUCAAUUCGAGGUCCUAGACUAGUCUUCAAGGCAGGCUUCCAAAAAUCAUCAUCCAGAAAACGCUCUUACUCUCUCUCUCUCUUUCUCACACUUUCUCGCGAAUUCCGAGAAACACGAGUGCGCGAAUUGAUAAAAUUCUGGUUUUUUUGGUUGGAUUUUUUUUUAUUUUGCCUUAAUAUUAAAAUCGUGUGUCCGUGAAUGAAUUCGUGAUGUGAAAGAAAUCGGUGAGGGAGAAGGGUUGUGACGAUGAAGACAACAAAGGAUUAUUGUGAUUUAUUAACUAGUUAAAAUGACAAUGAAUAGUGUUUUUCUUUUUUGCGAGUGCGGAAUUAGGUGAUAAUAAUAAUAAUAAUAAUAAUAAUAAUAUGAGGGUCAUCAAGAAAAAAAAUGGAAUCAAGAUCAUCAAGGAAUAGUAGAAAAUUACAAAGCUAAUUCAAAAUUUAAAAUUGUAGAUAAAAAUAUAUGGAUCAUAAAAAUGAAAAUUGAAUUUCUCUUUUAAUUCGUUAUUUUGAAAAAUGAAAGAAUGAUAUGAAAAAUUUUCGUAAUUGUCGAAUUACAAAAAAAUUAUUAAAGAACAAAAACGGAAUAACAAGAAAAAAAAAUCGAAAUAAUUACGGUAGAAAGAAUAUAGGAAUUUGAAAUAUAAAAAAUAGAAAACUUAUUUUUCAAAUACUUUUUUUAAAAAUUAUGAUCCACGGGAAGGAAGCGGAAAAUAACAACAGCUUUCUAGAAGAGGAAAAAAAUUAGCAAAAAAAAUAAUUAAGUGUGAAAGUUCAAAUAAAGUGAUGAUCUCUAAUCGAAUAUGGUGCUGACCAAAAAAAACUACGCUUUGUUUAAAAAAACGGUUGCAAUCGGGAGACAGUAAAAGGUUGUGGUGGUUAUACAACUUCAAGGCAAAUUAUAGAGGAUCAGAUAUAAAUAUAAAUAUAUAUAUAAAUAUAAUAUAAUAUUAUAUAUAAUGUAUAAUAUAUCAAAUAUUAUAUAUUAUAUAAAAUAUAAUUACUAGAAAAACGUGAAACGAUGGCUCCCAGUCAGCAAGGGACUCUCGUCCGUUAUAGUAAAUUUUGUUUUCGUUAUAGAUUUUAAUUUUAAUCGAUUCGUUGCUGAACCAAGAUAACAUAUCAUCAGGAUUCCUGAGAGGGAAUCCAAAAACCUAGAAUAUAAGUCGUUAAGUUUAGGGAAUAAGAAAAAAAAGCGAUCGCGACAGUGAUAUAUAGUCAUUGACAUAUUUGUGAACUGAUAGCAAAAAAAAAAAAAAUUCAUUCUAAUCGAAAAUGUUUUCAAAAAAAAAGUAAAUUCUUUAAUUUAAAAAUAAAAAAUAUAUUUUUUGUACACGCGUAAUUAAAUGAAUACCUAAAUUUUUUUUUUUUGUUUCUUUGGAAUAUAAAUAAUUUGCAAAAUAUUAAAAUUUAGUUCAAUAAUUAAUAUUUCAAAUAUAAUUGCAUAAAAAAAAAUUGUUUAUUGCGCAUAAAAAAUAUAUAUCUUUUCAUUAUCAAGAAUUUAUUAACGACAGUCAGAGUUUAUAUAUCAAAGAAACUUUCAAAGACAAACUUUAUGUUAGGGAAUUUUUUUUUUUAUACGAAUGAAUAAAGUAUUUUAUUUCUUAUUCAUAUUUUCUUUACAUUUACUAAAGAUAAAGGAAUUCAGGUCAAAUAUCUAUUUCAAAUACUUUUUUUUAAUCAAAUAGAAAAUUAUUUUUAAAUAAAAGAAAGAAAAAUACUUUUUUUUUUUUUCCUUUUAAUUGGAUGAAUAAUAAUGAUUGUAAAUCGGGCAUUAUGAAAGUAUCGUCGUGUUUAUGUAUAAUUAAAUAUAAUCGCGAUAAUUUAGCAUAUCUUGAGAGGAACAUAUCUGUAUUUUUGUGAAUAUCCUUUUCCAAUUAUAAAAUUUAUAGAGAUUUUUUUUAAUUUUAUUCUCCGUCUUGUUCAAAUUUCAUUUAUAUACUCGAAUUCAAAAGGUGCGCAAUAUUUUUAGUAUCUUUUAGGCGUAUUUUAAAUGUUAAACUAUAUAUACUUAUAUAUAUAUAUUAUCAUAUCUCUUAUUGAGACUUGAACGUAAUAUAUUAAACUUUUGCAAAUUUAUUCAAUUAAUUUUUUUUUAAUUUUUCUUCUAAAAAAAAUUUUUAAUUGUAAACUUUGUUUCUAUAUAUGUACUGCUAUAGUCGUAUUUUCAAAUUUUAUCAAACUAAAAUAAAAAUGCUCGUUAAAUGCAACGGCCUAUAUAAUAUUAAAUAAAAUUUUGUACGCGAUUUUUAAAAAAAUCUUUUAUUUCGAAAUUUUUCAUUUUUUAUUAUUUUUUUUUUUUGAUUGCUUAAUUACCUGUCGAAAAAUACAAAUAAAAAAAUUAAUUUUAAGCAUCAUAAUAAAUAUAAAAAAAAGAUAUAUUAUAUAUAUGUAAAAUAAAUAAUAUAUGUUGAAAUGUAAGUUGAUUCGUUAAAAGUUUUUGCAAAAGUCAGUUGUUACGAAUAAGUCAAGUAAUAUUAAUAUUCUUACCUUCAAUAGUCAAUAAAUUAAGAAAAUCGCGAAAUAAACAACAUUUCGCAUUAAAUUAAUUAAAAUAAAAAAGAAAAUCUUUGUUUAAAAAGAAAAUUAUUUUGGGCAUUUUUAAAAUAAAAAAAAAUUCUAUAGAGUACAUAUAUUCCGAUAAUUUUUCAAUUACUAAAAUUAUUAACACAAAAAAAAAACUAUGUAUUAAUAAUCUAUUUGUAAUUGUUCAAUUCUUCUAAAUAUUUUACAUGAAAAAUAUUCCAAACAAAUUAAUAGAAUUUCAAUGUAACAAUUUUAAAAAAAAAGUUGUUAAAUUAUUCAAACAAAAGUAAAAAUUUUAAUUUUACUUAAUUUAAAUUCCGUUGAAUAUUUGAUUAAAAAUUUUUAUUUAUUUUUAAAUUAAUUUAAUUUAACCAAAAUUUAGUAUUUGGAGUAAAAAUUAAAUUGGUUUCACUUUGGAAAAAAAAAAUUCGAGAGUACAAAAAUUUUAAAAAUUCAAAAAAAAGAGAAAAAAACAAGAACCAAAAAGCUAAUUUUGGAAAAAAAUACAAAAAGAAUUUCAAUUAUAUCUAUUUACUCGUAAUAAGUAAAAAAAAUAUCGUGUUGAACGCGUUCAGUUUACAGUGCCUGACUUUAAGAGUUCUUAUCCGCUAUAUAUGAAUAAUUUGCUAAAUCUAUAAAAAAAAAAACCUCUCCUUAAAAAUAUAGUUUAAUUAAAAUAGCUUCGCGCAUACUGAGCAAUUUUUUUUUGCGCUCAUAUAGAUCGAUUUAUACAAGUAUAAGGAAAGAAUGGAAUGUGUGAGUAAUUUGCCGUUUCUUGAGAUUCACGAUUCCAAUGAGCUGGCCUCCAUAUUAAGGGAUAGUAAAAGAGAGAAAAAUAUAUAUAUAUAAUACCGAAAACUUUGACUCCACGUAGAAGUCUGUAGAUAUUUUUAUCUCCCGUAUUAUCAGUGUAUUAUUCUAAUAUCGUAGUCACCACAAGUAUAAAAAAAAGAAGAAUGAAUUCGAUCGAAAUAUACACCCAGAAAAAAGUAAACCUCAUUUUUAGUGGAUUCCUCUCAUUUUAAUGUAAUUUUUUUCUUUUUUUUUUUAAUUUUACCAUUUCAAAAAUUUUCUCAUAUUGAAAAAAAGCUGAUUCAUUUAAAAUUCUAAACCCGAACUCUUAAUCGAAGAGGAAUACCGCUUUCAAAAAAAUAAUAAAUUCUAUUUUUAAACGGAUUUACUCUCAUUAUGAGAGGAUAAUAAAAAAAAUUCAAUAAAAAGAGGAAUUUUCCUCUUAAAAUGAGAUUACUUUUUUCCUGGUGCAUAUGAAAAAUGCUAAACAGUUACAGGAAUAAAUUAUACAUACAUAUGUAAAACAUGAUACGAAUAUUAUAAGCUGCAGAUACAAGUACAUACAUACAUAUCAAUAUAAUGCAUAUAUAUAUAUUUAUAGAUAGACAAAUAUUAUAUAUUAUAAUAUUAUAUUAUAAUAUUUAAUAUAUUAUAAGUAAUCCUAUCUUCUUUUAUCUCUUGUAAAUAUUGUCAAAAUAAAAUUAUCAUUACAAGUAAAGGGAUUGAAAAACGUCUCUGUAUGAUGACUUGCAUUUGCACUCGCCUACCUUGUAACAUACACGCAAAUGUAUCGAAUUUUUUUUUUUUUUAGAAAAAUUGAUUAUUCAGAAAAAUGAUUCAGCAUUUAUAAAGAAAUUUCGUUAAAAUUAUCAGUUGUUUUUUAAGAAAACAAAAAAAAAUUUACUUUUUAUAUACUCUUGGCAUCUGUUUAAAAAAAAAAUUUCUUCUUUUUAGAAAAUAAAUUGCAAUAAAAUAUUCUAAAAUAAGUGCGGUAAAUAUAUUUCUAAGAGUAAAUUUUUUGUAAAAUAAAUUCUCUGUUAUAAAAAGCGAACUAAAACAUAUUUCUAUAAAAAAAAUUUUCUUCCAAUUAAAAAAAAUGUUUAAAUCAAAGGAAGUUUUUUUGACUCAAAAAAUUCGAUCUUCUGUAAUAAUUUGUCAUUGAGCACCAAAAAAAAAAUCACUGUCAUUUUUUCUGAACAAGCAAUUUUUCAAGGUAAAUUUAUGCGAUGAUAAAAAAAAAUAAAUAAAGGCGCAAUAUUGUGUUUAGCUAGCGUGAAGUUUUUAUUGAAAAAAUAUAUAUAUAUUCUAUAAGUUUGUUUAAUAAAAGCUCCUUUUUAUUUGUUCGGAAAGGUUUAUAUCCUUGCCAUAAUAAUGAAAGUCAACGAUGAAAGUAUCUCUCGUAGAGGACGCGACGCGCGGAAAUCAAAAUAACUGGGCUGAUUUAAAAAAAAAAAUAAAAGAACGACCCUCGUCGCACAGGGAAAGUAUAGAUAGCAUUGAAAUAUUUAGAUCUAGGGUAUUAACUCUAGAUGACCGUAAUGAUUUUUCACACAUAUACUUCCAGUCAGGCGAAAAAAAAAAAUAACCCACUAACUCACAAUAAAACUUACAAAUAUAAUCGACUAUAUAUAUAUAAAGAUAUUGUACUUCAUUAAAAAAAAAGGUUUACAUUUUUCUUUUUCUAUUUUAAUUGACAAUAAUUUAUACAUGUAAUAUUAAUUACUACUCUAAUGUUAUUAUAAUAAUUUGUAUACUAUAUAAAAAUCUAGAAGUAGAAGAAUAUUUGAUAUUGAAAAAAAAAGAAAAGAAAAAAUAUAUAUUAAAAGUGUAAAGUAGUCGUAGAUAGAUAUUCUCAAAAAUAUAAUUAGUGGAAAUAAAAAGAAAAGUAUUUGUGAGAUAGUGGGUUAAAUAUAUCGGCCAAUGCAGUGAUUGUUUUUCCGCACACGUGUCACACAUAUCUUAUCCCCACGUAAAAAAAAAGAAAAUAGUAAGAAUUAAUAUCUAACCUAUGUCAUACUGUCGUGUGCAAUACAAAAAAAAAAGAAAAAAAAGAAAA